GAACAAAGCAGUGCUUGCCCCGCCGAAUCCUUUCAACCCAAGCCGACUUACCGCUCCAAUUGUGCUACAUCUCACAACACUGUCAGCUCGAUAACAUAACAUGCCUUAUUAUCAGGUCUACCAUACCUAUCCUCUCUCCCUCUCACAGAGGCAGUCCAUUGCUCUGUCCAUCACAAACCUGCACUGCAGCGCCUUCAAUACCCCAGCAUUCUUCGUACAUGUGACCUUCAGCAAGCAAGAGCUGGCUCCUGAUGAUGGAACCUACUUCAUGGCUGGGAAGUCGCACUCCGCCAACUCCAAUCGCAUUGUUGCGCUGGUUCGCACGUCAGCUUCUCGAACGAAAGACGACUUUGAUAACUUGGCAGCCAGCAUCGAAGAGGCAUGGAACGGUGCUCUCAGAGAGGGAGGCGAAAGUGGUGCUGAACAGUUCGAGGGGCUCGAUGAAUCUAAGCGGCUCAUGAUGGUUGUUUUCACCCCGAUGCUGGCAAUCCGGGAGGGCGGCAUGGCCAUUCCCGAGGCAGGCCAUGAGGAAGCUUGGCUGACGCAGCAGCUGCCUUACAUCAGGGAGAUGGCAGAGAAACACAAUGUGGGCGAUUUCAAACUCUUGCUAGAGGAGCUGAACCAAAGAGAGGCCAUUGGUAAGCAUGCUGGGUAGAUACGAGCAAGAUUGUUGGUUCUAAGAUGGGUGGCCAUUAUGAGAUCAAUCGAAAGAU
Molecule: messenger RNA, 713 nt
Organism: Colletotrichum destructivum
Lineage: Eukaryota; Fungi; Ascomycota; Sordariomycetes; Glomerellales; Glomerellaceae
Product: Putative Tautomerase/MIF superfamily, tautomerase, cis-CaaD
Exons: 1
Coding region: 101-655 (184 amino acids)
Source: RefSeq, a predicted model, not a curated record